CUCGGAGAAACAAUGAUGCGAUGCCUAUGGCACGGACCAUCUUGGGGACCUUCAAUCCAGCCAAUUCCAGCUUUGGCUGGGGCAGUGGCAGCCCAGGUGCCAACAGCAGCAGCAGCAACAGCGAUAGCGACUCUGAGCACGUCGCCAAUUCUUACGCGACUCGACUUCGUCCGCGUCCUCGCCCGCCCACGAUCCCCGUUACGCCCACGAAGACUCCGAGAAAAGGCGCUGCCAAAACCCCGCGCACGCCAGGAAACCUCGCGCACAACGACAACUUGACGGACACUCCCAGCGGUGCUUAGAAAGCUUCGCGCGCCGGCAAAAUGUCGACCCAGACGGGCAAGUUCCGCGAGGACCAGGUCCUCAUCAUCUGUCCCGGCAGCAAGACCACCAUGGCCCAGCUGGGAUGCGGCGAGCUUACCCCGCCCGUCCACCGUAUCCCGACACGCAUGUUCAAGGACGCCGAGACGGACGAGUGGCGGCCCUUCCACACCUUCAAGCGCAAGAAGGCCAAUGCUAACGUCGCGCUUGCCAUCGAUGGCCCGCGGACCGACGAUGAUGAGUACGAGUGGGUUGAGGAUACCGACUCAGAUGAAGGCGCUGUCUACCCCAUGCAAGGCGGUCGCAUCAUUAACAUGGAGGCGUUCCUGGCGUUCCUCGAUCAUGUUCACAGCAUGCUCACCACCACCUACCACAAUACCCCAAUCAUGCUCAUGGCCUCGCCUCAAUGGUGCCGCCCCGAUACCGAGACGAUCGCGCGCUACAUCUUCGAAAAGACUCGCACUCCUUCCCUCUGCAUGAUCCACAGCGGUAUCGCAACCCAGUACGGCCUCAAGUGGCCCAGUCUCACCGUGGUGGACAUUGGUUACGAGAAGGUCGACGUCACAUGUAUACACGACGGCCGUGUGGUUAAUCAUGGAGAGCUCGGUUCCCCGACCCCGGAGCGCUUCAUCUCGGGCGGAGACAUGUUCACGCGCAAGCUCCUUGAGAAGCUCAAGGACAAGGACUUCAAGUACGACAUGGCGGAGCAGCUGAAGAAGAGCCACAUCUGUGAGGUGCUGCCAUAUGCGCCAAACAGCUCUAUCCUCAUGGACCUCCCCACAGCUCAGACGGCAGGAGCUCCUCCCAGCGCACUCAUUACCGAGGCGGCUCCUUCCGCCGCGCCGACUGCGCAACCGGUCGUCCCUGCCGCCGAGGAGGACAUUGAGGAGAAGGCGGCUGAGGAGGGUGUUCUCGAUGUGGCGUCCAUUGUCACGAGCGGAAAUGCGCGCGAGUUCCUCGCCAAGAAGGAGAAGGAGAAGCAAAAGGGUGGCAGGAAGGCCAAGGCUACCCAGGAAGCCGAGGCUGCGAAGCCAGUUCGUCUGCCCAACUCCAAGAGAACUCACAACACCUUCCACUUCGAAGAGGUCGUGAUGGAGGAGGUUCAGCCGCCCAAGUCAGAGACCAAGGAGGAGCCCAAGAAGGAAGAGGCAGGAAAUGCGACCGAGUCCAAGGACGUUGAGAUGACGGAUGGCACCAAGCCCGCCGACGUCACAGCUCCUACGACCACCGAGGGCGACGUCAAGCCCGCAGAGUCUUCGGCUCCUGCAGCGCCGACAGGUGCUGCAGUUCCAGCUGCUGCCCCAGUCACUGCCCCCGAAACGAAUGGUACAAACGGCCAUUCCGCCACGAUCCCUGCAGAGGCUACCACCAACGGUACCCCUCAGAUGCAAGCCAAGCGCAUCCGUCGCGACAUUGAGGUCGGCCUCGAGCGCUUCACCUUUGCUGACCGUGGCGAGAUCGACCGCAUCGUGACCACAAUCUACCGCACUGUUCAAGGCAUCGACGAUAUGUACAUGCGUCCUCCGUGCUGGGACAACCUCGUCUUCGUCGGCAAUGGCGCACGUCUCCGCGGUCUGAAGGACAACAUUGUCCAGACACUGCUGGCCCGCCACCUCAUCUCCCCCAGCACGGCUACAAUGUUCACCUCUGAACUGCCGUCCAACAUCGCGACCCCCACCGGUACCGGCGCGCAGACUCCUACGGGCUCUUUCACAGGUGCCCCGCACCAGCUCCCUGCCAACGCUGCCGCCGGCUCCUCAGGCGUUAACCCCCUGCUUCAGGCCGCGACCACAGCUUCCGCUCAGAACCAGGGCACUCCGGGUCCUAGUGGCGACGCGGGUCCCAACGGCACUCACUCCGUCGCGGGCCAUCAUUUCCACAGCCAGACGCCCACUAGCAUCAAGCUGGCGACGCUGCCCACCUACCUCAGCGAGUGGAACAAGAACGGCUUCGAGGAGGCCAUGUUCCUGGGAGCGCAGGUUGCCGCGCGCAUCGCCUUCUGCCAGCACAACCUCGAUAUGGCCGGUCUCGAGGCUCAGCGUCAAGCUAGCCUGAGCAGAGUCGACUACAAUGAGCUUGGCCCCAAGGGUAUCCGCACUCACUCCAUGCUCAAGUAGUUCCAAGCUUUUGGCCCGCGCGAAGUCGGGGACGACUGGGUUCUUGUUUCAUCAAGUCCUUCAGGGGGGGUUGGAUUACCUUCCUGGACGACUACGGCGGCAACAGCGCAGGCAUGGGAAUUAUAUCUGGUUGUGACAUUGACAGUCUCAAAGGUCAUUGUUCACUGUUUUACUGUGGCAAGGCUGCACACAUUGUGUUCUGGAGUUUUAGGGACAUAUCAAAAAACCUCGGGGUGUGAGGCGUGGGGGAUGCUUUUUUAUUGCGUUUUCUUGUUGCUUGAUAAUGAAGAAGUGGAACGGAUACCAGCAGAGAGAGUGAGAGAGAUUUGUGGUCUCGGGAUGGACAUGGCUGCGAGCGAGCCUGCGAAGAUCUCCUUUUGGCCCCUCGUCUAGGAUUUUCUCUCGUCUGUGAUAUGACGAGUUUGGCAGCCCAACCUGUAUGAUACUCGGGAAAGGAUAGGUAUAGAAUCCUUCAGACUUUG
This is a messenger RNA of Colletotrichum phormii, 2920 nucleotides long. RefSeq lists its product as uncharacterized. Gene Ontology annotation, biological process: regulation of transcription by RNA polymerase II. Gene Ontology annotation, cellular component: RSC-type complex; SWI/SNF complex. The record is from RefSeq and is a predicted model, not a curated record. Lineage: Eukaryota; Fungi; Ascomycota; Sordariomycetes; Glomerellales; Glomerellaceae. Bases 324 to 2438 code for a protein of 704 amino acids. The transcript has 3 exons.